Molecule: messenger RNA, 1838 nt
Organism: Heterobasidion irregulare TC 32-1
Lineage: Eukaryota; Fungi; Basidiomycota; Agaricomycetes; Russulales; Bondarzewiaceae
Product: Esterase/Lipase
Exons: 14
Coding region: 53-1714 (553 amino acids)
Source: RefSeq, a predicted model, not a curated record
AACCAACAUCGUCCUCGUUGUGUACGUCCACUCAGCUGCGUCUUCAAGCCUGAUGUCGCGUCUAUCAUAUGCCGUCGUGGCCACUUUGGCUUUCGGUGUUGGACUGACCACUGCUGUCUCUACUGCAAGAGCAACUGGGCCAACAGUGCAGCUCGACAAUGCGACCUUCGUGGGCGCCACAGUCGGCUCGGUGUCCAGAUUCCUUGGCAUACCAUUCGCACAACCACCAACUGGGGACUUGCGAUUUCGCUUACCGGAGCCAACGGAGCCAUAUACGGGAACUCAGAACGUGACGGCAUUUGGUCCUGCAUGCCCACAACAGAAAAUUACUCUUCCUGUCACCAACGUUUUGGCUCAAACUUCCAUCGACUUCAUCGUGAACGAAGUUUGGAGUGCCAUCACACCCUCGAGUGAGGACUGUCUCACACUCAAUGUCGUCAAGCCAGCAUCUGCGACGUCAAACUCGAAGCUCCCUGUAGUGGUGUCACGCUCAAAUUCCUUGUUUGCAGGCGGAUUUGAAAUAGGAGGGACAUCAACUUACGAUGGAGGUGUCAUUGUUCAGAAGUCGAUCACCCUUGGAGAACCUGUCAUUUAUGUUAGCAUGAAUUAUCGGGUCUCCGGUUUCGGCUUUCUUUCCAGUCAAGAAGUAAAGGACGCUGGGAUUGGGAAUCUUGGUCUUCAAGAUCAACGCGAAGCUUUACGAUGGGUACAGAAAUAUAUAGGAGCAUUUGGCGGUGAUCCCAGCAAAGUCACCAUCUGGGGAGAAAGUGCCGGCGCAAUCUCUGUCGCACUUCACAUGGUGACAAACGGCGGAAAUACUGAAGGGUUGUUCCGCGCUGCCUUCAUGCAAUCUGGCUCACCCAUUCCUGUUGGCGACAUCUCGCACGGCCAGAAGUAUUACGAUGCUAUCGUGAAUGAAACGGGAUGUUCAGGAGCAGCUGACACUCUUCAAUGCUUGCGCGAUCUACCAUACGCCACUCUCAAGGAUGCCGUGGACAACUCGCCGAUGAUCUUUACCUACCAAUCUCUGAACCUCGCCUGGCUUCCACGGGUAGAUGGAGUUUUCCUUCAGGACAGGCCUUUCAAUCUGGUCCAACAAGGAAGCGUCGCAAAUAUCCCCUUCAUCACUGGCGAUUGUGAUGACGAAGCAACGCUAUUCUCGUUGUCAAACACCAACGUGACUACAGACCAAGAUACGAAGGACUAUAUGUCGCAGGUAUAUCUGGCGGGCGCUCCUAGCGAUGAAAUCGAUCAGCUGCUGGAUUUCUACCCCGAUAAUGUCACCCAAGGCUCACCCUUUGACACCGGCAACUUGAACGCUUUGACGCCUCAGUUCAAACGGCUAGCUGCCUUGCAGGGAGACAUGGUGUUCCAAGCUCCACGCCGCUACUUUUUGCAAAAUCGCUAUGAUAAACAGAAUACGUGGGCAUUUUUGAGCAAACGCCUCAAGAGUCUCCCCUACCUCGGAUCACUUCAUGGUUCGGACCUGUUGAACGUCUACACAGGCGGGGACAUGGUAGACUACCUGGUUCGUUUCGCCGCCAAUCUCGAUCCGAACGGAGCCACAGGGAUCGGUUGGCCCAAGUACACCAACAGUUCCCCGCAGCUCAUGACUUUCCAAGAUGGCGCUGUUCCUUUGGCGAUUACGCAGGAUACCUUUCGUCAGCAAGGAAUAGCGUACUUGAUCCAACUAUCACUGGAGUUUCCUCUUUGAGAUCGUAGGUCGAGCACUCGCGUCGGUGAAAGAGUUUACCUGCGUUAUAUGUCUGUCAAUGUAGUAUAAUUGUAGAGUUGACCCUAGAGACGACUCUUGAACAAGACCAAUGUGGUUAGGUGGU